Rotaria socialis is the source of this 615-nucleotide messenger RNA. NCBI's taxonomy places the organism in Eukaryota, Metazoa, Rotifera, Eurotatoria, Philodinida, Philodinidae. The record is from the annotation of a GenBank genome assembly.
AUGCGUCUCGAAACAUGCUAUUAUUGUUCAUCAACGGUUUGGCCUGGCCAUGGCAUUCAAUUUGUACGAAACGAUUGCAAAAUCUUUCGAUUUUGUCGAUCGCGUUGUCAUCGGGCCUUUAAGAAGAAAUGGAAUCCACGUAAAUCAAAAUGGACAAAAGCACAUCGAAAAUUUGCUGGAAAAGAUUUAACAACAGAUGCAACAUUUGAAUUCGAGAAACGUCGUAAUGAACCCGUGAAAUAUAGUCGUGAAUUAUGGGAAAAUACGUACAAAGCCAUUGGAAAAAUCGAAAAAAUCCGAACUAAACGAGAGCGUCAUCACAUUAUGAAACGUCUUCGACAAGGUACACUUGAUCGAAAAGCGGCUGACUUACGUGAAGUACGUGAUUAUAUUCAUCUUGUUCGAGCACCGAAUGCCACGAAACCAAUGGAAGAAAUAGAAAUGGUACAAAAAGCUAUCGCCAAACGAGAAGAAGCUGGUGAACUAUUAACAAAAGUUGGAACAACAGUAGCGACAACGAAAAAACUUAGUGCACUACGUCGUCGUGCACCAAUGAUCGAAGUUACUAUGGAAACAUCGGAUACAGAACAAAUGGUUACCGAAGCUAUGAAAUAA